CUCGCAACGGCAGCCUUUGGUCUUUGGCACAGUCCGCGGCGGCCACAGUCCCCUCUCCUCUCCUACUUACUUGUUUCCACAACCUCAUCUCUACUAAAAGCCAGGAGCACAACUUACAUUCGUUUCAUCGUCACUUUGUUUUCUAUCUCCCUUGACGGGUGCUUCUCUUUUGAUUAUCACUUUCUCGCCUGCCUGCCUACCGACCUCCUUGAUCGACUGUUGUAUACUGUGUCUGCUGAGGCUUGAUUAGCUGAAGUCCCUCAAUUCGAAUCGUUUUUAUCGAUAAACAGAGGAACGAGCUUAAAAGAACUCUUUCUUAACUGGCCGUUUCUCUUGUCUUUCCGUCCUUUCGUUGCCUACGACCUACACAUACCACUUCGUUAUCGGAUAAGAAAAGACAUGCCUCGUCGUCCACCUCCAACAUCUCUCCGCCUUCACAAAGGACCGAUGCCUUCCCGUGGACAAGCAAAGCACACCCUUCCAUCUGUCCCACGUCCAGUACACGUCCCAUCAGACGUUACGCGUUCCACCGUAAAGCCAGCUCCCGAGCCACGGAUAAUGGCCACUCCGCCUCACGGCUCCGUAUACUCCCAGCGACAUGCACACUCUAUUGAAGACCCUGUUCGUGGGCCAUGGGACCAUUCUCGCGCAGUAUCAUUGCCCAUCGACGUCGGCUCGGUGUUGGCACUGCCAAAGCCUGUCGCAAUCAGCCCGUGA
Messenger RNA from Fomitiporia mediterranea MF3/22, 717 nucleotides. RefSeq lists its product as uncharacterized. The coding region runs from base 400 to 717 and encodes 105 amino acids. NCBI's taxonomy places the organism in Eukaryota, Fungi, Basidiomycota, Agaricomycetes, Hymenochaetales, Hymenochaetaceae. The transcript has 3 exons. The record is from RefSeq and is a predicted model, not a curated record.